AUGUCUCCCACCACCAUCGCUGUACUCGACCCCUUCCACCCAGACGCCAUCACCCUCCUUCAAUCCACGCCCAGCAUCACCACCAUCCUUCCCAACACAUCCCAGCACCAGAACUGGCACGGCCAAGCCGAUGGCGUCAUCUUACGAUCAGACACGCGCCUCACAGAAGAGGACUUUGCGAAAGCGACCCCUCGUCUCCGCGUCGUCGUCAAGCAAGGCGUGGGCGUCGACAACAUCGACCUCGACGCGGCCAAUAAAUAUGGCGUGGCAGUACACAAUACGCCCGCUCUCAACUCAGAAAGUGUAGCGGAGCUCUCCGUCGCGCUGGCCUUCAGCCUCUCACGACGCGUCACGGAGAUUGACCGGCGCAUACGCAAGGGUGAGACUAUCAUGCGAAGCCAGACGCUGGGCAUCAGCCUAUUUGAGAAGACCGUCGGUAUCGUCGGGAUGGGCAACAUUGGCAUCCAGGCCGCUAGGAAAUGGAGGGGCGUGUGCUCUGCCAACAUCAUCGCGUACGACCCCGUGGUGCCCAAGGAGGCGUGGGCAGACAUCCCUCACAAGCGCGUCGACACCCUCCAGGAGCUCCUCCACGAGGCAGACGUGGUGACGCUGCACGUGCCCCUUUUGCCGACGACGAAAGGACUCAUUGGCGAGAAAGAGUUGUCGCUGAUGAAGGAGAAUGCGAUACUGGUGAACACAGCGCGAGGCGGGCUGGUUGAUGAGAAGGCGUUGCUGGAGGCGCUGAAGAAGGGGAAGCUAUGGGGCGCAGUGCUCGAUGCAAUGGAAGUCGAGCCGCCAACGACAGACGCGUAUCCCGAGUUGCUGAGCUUGGACAAUGUCAUUCUGACACCCCAUAUCGGGGCAUCGACGGUCGAGACGCAGAGCCGCAGCGGGUGCGCCGCCGUCAAGAGUGUUCUGGCCGUCCUGAACGGCGAGAGCAAUGUGCCAGGGAGACUUGUAUAA
Molecule: messenger RNA, 963 nt
Organism: Emericellopsis atlantica
Lineage: Eukaryota; Fungi; Ascomycota; Sordariomycetes; Hypocreales; Bionectriaceae
Product: putative D-3-phosphoglycerate dehydrogenase
Exons: 1
Coding region: 1-963 (320 amino acids)
Cellular component (GO): cytosol
Molecular function (GO): glyoxylate reductase (NADPH) activity; NAD binding; hydroxypyruvate reductase [NAD(P)H] activity
Source: RefSeq, a predicted model, not a curated record